UGGAGGUCUGUCUUCUCUGUCCUGGAAUUCCCCCCUCAUCAUCUCCCCUCAUGAUUACUGCGGUGUGUAUGAAUGGCCAGGCCGUGAGUGGCAAGUUAAUUUGUCUUUACAGUCUUGCAGGGUGAUGUCGGCCUCACUGUCUUCUUGUUCCUAAACUGUGGCACUUCAACUGACAGAUGAUCGCUGUCAACAGUAUUGGACUUCAGGAAGGGAGGACAAAAAAUAACUCGUCUUACAAAAGGCAUCCUUGAAAUCUUUUAACUGCAGCAAGUCAAGUCACAAGCGGCGGCAAUGAUGCUUGCGUGUAGUUACAUGAAUAGAUCCUUUUAAAAAAAAAGUCUUCGAUGAAGACGUAUCAUGCACCAGUGUGCGUUCGGACUGCGUGUGAUAAAGUGCAUUCAAGGAGUCGUGUUUUUUUUUUCCAUUUUGGCCAGGGCUGAAAAUGACCAGUGAAACGAGAGAGGUCUGGAGCCACUGAAAGUUACCUGCUCAGGGUUACCUUUAAAGGUUUUCUCAAGGUACCUUACCUCACCAGGGGGUAUGCCACCCCCCAAGCCCUUCCCCCACCCAACUCACACACACAACUCCUGCUCACCCACAUAGCUGGAAUGCUUGCACCCUCCACAGAGUUGCCUCUGCACAAAGUUACUCCAUAUGUUGUCACUUUUUCCCCGGGAGGCAGGGAGUCACUUUCCAGCCCCCCGUAGACGAGCACGUCUGCAUCUGAAAAUAGCUCCGACCCACACUGGCUCGCAGGGGCAGGGGGCUCGCUUCUUACUUCCUCCAGUCCUCUGGACCUUAGAUCCUAAAGCACAGUUGAGACCAGCAGGCAAGAGAGGAGGGGAGAGAGCGAGAGAGAGAGAGAGAGAGAGAGAGGAACAAGGAAGGUAGAAGAAAAAGGGUUGAUUUGGUGAUUAUUCCUACAGACGUCUGACUCCUCAAAUACGUAGCCCAGCUUGCUCUUCAUGCUCGGAUAGGCUGAGAGUUCAAAACACAUCUGGAAGGAGAGAUCUUCAACAUGAAUACAGGUACAGAGUCUCAUUCGCCAGAGUCAGAGUCAGAUGUCUGGAGGUCGUACGGCACCGGCGAGCCGCUCAGGAACGGAGACGCCACCUCUUCCUCUCUGGCCGCCAAGGGCUACAGGAGCGUCAGGCCAAACCUGCAGGAGAAGAAGUCGCCCACGCCGCCCGAGGCCUCGUCCGCUCGAAGGCCGGCGUCCUCCGCUGCAGCGGCUCCACUGCCCCCAUGGGGCGUCUCGUCCCCCAACCUCCUCCUCUGCCCCCGGUCCGACCCGGUGGAACUCAACACCCAACUUCCCCCUCCGCAGAGCCCCCCUCCCCCUCCUCCUCCCCCUCCCCCUCUCCUGUCCCCUUCCCCGUCCCCGGUGGGCGACCCGCGGGUGGCCCAGAGCGGCACGGCGUCGGCCCUCAGCCAGUACUCGGUGCGCAGCGUGCAGAGCGACGUCUCCACGGCCCUGCUGGAGGAGCUGCGGGGCUGCCAGGGCUCGGAGGCCGGCGGGGGCACGCGCACCCCGUCCCCCACGCUGAGCCAGAGCUCGGCCCUCACCGACGACACUGCGCUAACCUCCGCUAUCACUGCUAAUGGCCAGAUGACGGUGAAUGGAAGCCUAGGUGUGCCAGGAGGCCCUCACAGUCACUUCCAGAGGCCCUUCUCCCCGUCCGCUUACCCAGCACCGCCAUCCUUCAGCCCGGGGCUGUCGCUCCUGUCAGCCUCUCACAGGAGCACGGAACCUAGCAGUGGCCCUGCCCAUGCCAACACAGCUCCUGCGGCACCAGCAGCCCCAGAGGUCCCUGCCUAUGUCCAAGAGACAGAGGAAGAGGCAAGGAAAACACCCUCGCUGAAGCCACAGCACUACACUGGCAUUGGCCCCCUGGAUGAGUCCGGGAUACCUAUCGCCAUCCGAACGAGCGUGGACAGGCCAAAGGACUGGUACAAGACCAUGUUCAAGCAGAUCCACGUCGUACCCAAACCAGAUGAUUAUGUACAGAACACCCAGAAUGUCCGUACAGUUAGUAGUACUGAAAAGCGUGGCACUACCAAUUCUAUCCAGGCCCACCCUGCACCCAAAACCCACACCUACAGACCCCUCCCGAAGAGCGCGUCAGAUAACGGCACCUACACCUUCCAGACGACCAGCGCGCCCUCGCCGGUGCCCCAUUCCUCCCCGGCUCCCUCCCAACCCCACUCUCACACCCACCCUCGCACUCGUGAGCGAGAGAAGGAGCACGACCGCACCCCGAGCACACCAGACAUGAACGAUUGGGGACCUCCAGACCGGAAAGUGGAUACUCGGAAAUACCGCGCCGAGCCCAGGAGCAUCUUCGAUUACGAGCCGGGCAAGUCCUCCAUCUUGGAGCAGGAGAAAGCAAUGGGUAAUUUAAUCCCAGAUGAGAUAGAUUUAGAGAAUGAGCCCUGGUAUAAGUUCUUUUCUGAGCUGGAGUUUGGACGGCCGCCUCCCAAAAAACGCCUUGAUUAUAACCCAGAGAGCAUACACCGAGUCAAAGCAGAGACUUCUCUGUACCAGACCCCAGCAGUGAGGAGCCAGGAGCGGCCGUCAAGUUCCGCCAGUGACAACCGCAAGAGGCGGAAGUCGGAGCCGGCAUCAAGCCAUCAGCGGCCACAGAGCAGCCAGAGUGUCAGCCAGGGCGUCAGCCAGGGCGUGAGCCAGGGCGUGAGCCAGAGCGUCAGCCACCCGGGCUCCUUCCUCCCCGCUGAGACGCCCCGGAGCGGCUUCACCCAGAGGAUGCCCCUGAGCACCUCCUCCUCCUCCUCCCCCUCCAGAUCGAAAGGUGGGGAUUUUAGCACCAUGUAUUCAGCACAUUUCAAUGGUUUAAGUCACGACCCAGAUAACUUGCAUGACUCCAUCCCCUCGUGUCAGAAUGAGGACCAGCAUGACGACGGGGUGUCUAGCAUCCCCUCGUGUCAGAAUGAGGACCAGCAUGACGACGGGGUGUCUAGCAUCCCCUUGUUGGUCUCGGGGAGCCCUCCCCAUCUUGAGAACGGUUGGCGUUCAGAACAGCUCGAGUCGUAUUCCUUGGAAGGGGGUGUCAGAGGUGGUUCUGAGGAGCGGACCUCGCCCAAGCUCAAGUCCCGAAGCUGCGAUGACCUGCUGACUGAGGAACCGGGCCGGGCCGAGGAGACCCAGGUCCGGUCAGAGAGCACCGGCUCGCUCCUGCACGCCAGCCAGGAGCAGAAGGGACCUUGUGAGAUUCCGGAGGCACGCCGGGAGCGCGUCAGGCAUCGUUCGGCGCACGAUGCUCCGGGUUUCCUCAAGCUCUACCGACGGAUGCACCACAUCGACCGACGUGACAUGAUCAGGUCCGAGGUCAUCUGCUCCGUCAAGGCCCGCAUCCACAGCUACGAGCGGGAGCAGCGCAGGGACCGCUCGCCCAGUGCCCUAGGAGGGAACAAUGAGGUCCCCCAGAACAUGGUGCCCAACCGGAUCACCCAGUUCGAGAUGAUGAUCCAGAAGUCCAAAUCCAUGCCCAACCUGGGCGCCGAGGGCCGGUCCCGUCCGCCCUCACGGAGGAGCACCAGCCCCAAGCGCAGCUUCUCCACCGAGUCCUUCCUGGACGAGGACCCACCCGUCAGGAACCCGCCGGCCAGGAACCCACCCGCCAGGAACCCGGCCCCCAGGAACCCGCCCGAGGGGCGACCGCAGUGCCCCAGGGUGAACGCCCACCCCCCGCCGCCUGUGCCGCCUGUGCACAUCCACAUCACAGCCGACAACCUGCGUCUGCCCGUUCCCCCCCAGCACGACUGCUCGGACAGCGAGCAAGACGCCGUGGUGUCCGACCUGAGCGACUUCAUUCAGAUCGAGGGCUCGUCCCUCUGCAGCGAGAGCGACUUCGACCAUUGCUCCUUCACCUCCUCAGAGAGCUUCUACGUGCCCGGGCACAACCACCACAACCACCACCAUCAGCACCACCCACGCCACCACCGUCACCACCAUCACCAGUACUUCCAGCAGCACCGUCAACUGGUCAGCACCUGCAAGGGCCACUGCCCAGCCUCCUACACCCGCUUCACCACGAUGCUGAAGCACGAGCGGGCCAAGCAGGAGUGCCGGCAGCCGCUGAGAGGGGAGGAGCCCGACUCAGGGCUGGACAAGCUGGCCUUCCUGGUCAGCCCGGUGCCCUUCCGUCGGAAGAAGACCUCGUCCUCGUCGUCCUCUUCUGCCUUCAGGCACGGCUGCAUGCCACGGUCCAAGAGCUCCGUGUACGAGGCCCUGGACUCAGCCCUGAAGGACAUCUACGACCAGAUCCAGGCGGAGAAGCGCCGCGGCAGCCUGCCGGACAACAGCAUCCUCCACCGCCUGCUGGCCGAGCUGCUGCCGGACAUCCCGGAGAGGCAGUCCUCGCUCGGGGCGCAGCGCGGGGUCAGCCCGGAGCCCCGGCACCUGAAUCAGCGGCCCGACGGCAUGGCCAGCCAGGACUGGUGCCAGCCCGAGGUCUCGCAGCGUCUUCCCCGCAGCGUCUCCUGCCACUCGCGCAUGGACCGCAACCACAGCGGCAGCACCGCCGGAAGGCAGGAGGGCCUCUUCCUCCUCAACGGCUCCGAUCACGGCUACGAAGACCCAGACGCUUCCAAGGGCUACUCACAUCCAGAUAUGGGGCGGUACACUCCUCAAAGCAGGAGGCCAACACCAGAAGUAACAGAGAAACAACCAGCCAGGGCGAUAUACGACUUCAAGGCACAGACAGCAAAAGAGCUGACUUUUAGGAAGGGAGAUGUGGUGUACGUUACAAGACAAGUGGACCGCAACUGGUAUGAGGGAGAGCUGCAUGGCCGAGUGGGGAUCUUCCCCAUCUCCUAUGUGGAGAAAAUCCCUCCAUCAGAGAGGCAACAGCCGGUCAGGCCUCCUCCCCCGGCCCAGAGCAGAGAGAUAGGAGAGGCCGUGGCACGCUACAACUUCAACGCUGACACCAACGUGGAGCUUUCUCUGAGGAAGGGUGAGAGGGUCAUCUUGCUCAGGCAAGUGGAUGCUAACUGGUACGAGGGCAAGAUCCCCAACACCAGCAAGCAGGGCAUCUUCCCCGUGUCAUACGUGGACAUCGUCAAGAGGUCGUCCGCUAACGCCAAGGACAGCACGUUACCCCAAAGCUCCUCCUGUGACGGGGGUCUCAGUGGAAGCUCCACCAGGUCCCAGAGACAAACUUAUGUGCAAGAUCCACUACAAGGAGCUGGAGAACCUUUCCAGGUCCUUUACAACUACGCCCCUCGUAAUGAAGACGAGCUGGAGCUGAAGGAAGGAGAUGUUGUUGACGUUAUGGAGAAGUGUGAUGAUGGCUGGUUUGUAGGAACGUCCAGAAGAAGUAAGUUCUUUGGCACCUUCCCUGGGAAUUAUGUGAGGAGGACAUAACGUGAGAGCGACACGCUCAACGCCACCGAGCCGACCCAGAGGAGGAGGAGGACAGAACGAGAGGAUAGACGAGGAGCUACAGCAGACAGUCUACCGUCUAGAAGAUAAUUCGCCCAACUGCAAACAAACAACCAAGCAAAGAAACAAACAAACGUAAAGAAAGCGGCCCUAGCAUUCACCUCGUGAGGUUCAUAAAUAUUCCAGUCAUGAAGCACCAGUGGCACUACAGGACAAAGUGGCCUUGAAAGGGCUGAUUUGCACCAAGUCCGGUAUUUGGUUUUAUAGGUAUUUUCUUACUACGUGAUUCUCAGUCCGUGACAGGAAGGGGUGACCGUGGCACCUAGGUGUGGUUGACUGUUAAGGACACUUCAACGAGGACAAAUCUCCACGGACAUGUCUGCCUUUCAGCCAUGCUAGUUAAGUUUAACGUAAUGAAGAACCAAGUGCCCUAUUUCAUUUUUUUUAUUUAUAAAAUGGUAUAUAUUUUUUUUCUCUUCUCUUGUAUUCGGGGUACAUUUUCAUUGUUUAAGGAAGGCUAGAUUAGAAGUGCUCAUCCUUUUUUUUUUUUAAGCCUCUCAGACCUGUGUGUCUGGCCUUGUUUCAUACUGUCUGUCAUGGUGCAAAAAUGAGUGUGAGUGCAGCCGCUUCUACCCCCCCAUCCCCCCAGACCGUGUCUGAUUCUGAAACGAGUCUGGACCAGUUCUGGCCCGUACCCUGUGGACCCCGUGCUACGUCGGGGACAGAACCGGUUCUGAGUCAGAUGCCGUCUAGGGUCUGCGGUACAUUUGUGCCAGGCUCCACGGCUCUCAGAGCACCCCAUUCCUACCAGCGAAACACUCCUUUUUCUCCACCUACCCAUCCAAACAGGUCCAGGUCAGAGGAAAGGGUUCACCUGACUGUUCAUAAAUCCCCCUCGCCCCCGCCCUCGCCCAUGCCCCCCACCCUCCAGACAUUCCUCACACACCUGACGGACUGUACAACUGAGCACGAAACACGGUGAUAUUUUUAGUGAUGUUUAUAAGAUGCAAUCCCCCCUGGAAGAGCACCUUUAAGAGGACCCAUGGCUGUAAGGUAUAAAUAUUAUAUAUAUAUAUAUCCGAUUUCACUGUCCACUGCCUGGCAACAAUGUUUCUCUGUCUUCUCACGCUGUGUGACUGUGUAUUACUCAGCUUCUCCCGUAAGGAUGGAUUGUAGGGAAGUUGAGGAGUUAAAUGAGAAUCUACUGUAAAGACUCUAAUGUACACCCCGGCAGACUCAGUGUUUUUCGACCAGUCAUCCCAUUGGUAUGGAUAUGGUUAGGUCAAGAAAAAUGAAUCAAAUCGAUUUUAUUUCAUCAUUCUGGAGAUCUCUUUCCAUUUUGAAAAAAAAAAAAAUUGUUAUUUAAUAUAUUUUGGUAAUUUUGCAAUUCCAUUGUACAAUUGUGUCAAUAUUUAAAUAUUUGUGGGAUGCGGUAGCCCCAGAACAGUGUAUUUUGCAACCACCUAUGAUAAUAAUGUCUCGGUUAUGAGUUUAUUGUAUUCUUUAUACUGUCAACUACAGUGCAGAUUUGAAACAAAUAUGCAAAUGUUAUGUGAUCACUAAUUCAUUUCCAAGUUAAGGUUAAAUUAUUCUGAUGUCAUUCAGGUGAAAGUAAAAAAAAAAAAAAAUAGUGAUAAAAAAAUAAAUAAACAAUUUUAGAAGCACCUUAAAAUUCCAUAACCUGGUAUUUUAUCUUGUUACACUGCCUGAUGUCACCACACUGAACCAUAGUGGAUCUUUUUUAGAUAUGAAAUAUAUAUAAGAAGUGAUAAAUCAAGGAAUGCCUCUGUAUUAACUCAGCCUGCUUCUCCUGUCUUCCAUUCUGUGUGGUUACAUUUGGAGUUCCUAAGUCUGCACCUCAGCUAGCAUUUAUGCAACCAAGAGUACAGACAAGAAAUGUGUAUGUGAAACUCCAGACGAUGAAGAUGAAGAUGAAGAUGAUGUCAAAUCAAGAGAAGAGGCCCCAAUGGAAAUGACAUUAUAAACCAAACGUAUGAGUAAGGGUAUCUUUGGGUCCCGUCCUCGAAGAUACAAAUACCCUUAUGGGGUUGGGAGUGUGAGAUGGCGUGGUGAAUUUUUAAUACGGACUUAUUUUAAGUGAUCCCCAGGAUAGUCGUGUCGGCUCCUUGGUCUCCGGCACGUCCCCCGGCGGCCCACCAUCUGGAUGGAUACUCUACAGCGCACCGACUGGCAAGCCAAGUGUGAGGUCAACCUUUAUUUUUUUAACUCAUUUUUGGUGGAAUUGUACAUUAAAUAAAUUCUGUCUGACACAC
Molecule: messenger RNA, 7674 nt
Organism: Clupea harengus (Atlantic herring)
Lineage: Eukaryota; Metazoa; Chordata; Actinopteri; Clupeiformes; Clupeidae
Gene: sorbs2b
Product: sorbin and SH3 domain containing 2b
Exons: 24
Coding region: 1019-5383 (1454 amino acids)
Cellular component (GO): plasma membrane
Molecular function (GO): protein binding
Source: RefSeq, a predicted model, not a curated record